AAACGUCGGAGCUGGUCCUCCGGACCUGCAGGGGGCAGGAGCGACUCAGUUACUCCAUCUGCCGAUCAACAAAUUGAGAAAACGUCGGAGGACGUGUAGGUUUUCCGGGCUCGGUGCUCUCUGCACUACUUCCCAGACCGUCCCGGUACCGAGUCCUGGCUCCAUUCUAGUUACGUACAUCCUCGAGUGUUUGGUUCCGAUUCCCCUCGGACGGAGAUGCAGGUCUGUGCGGGUCUGAGCGGGUCUCUGGUCCUUAGCCUGACCCUGGCACUGGUCUUUGAGGUUCCCAGUCUGUGGGCCUGGGAGACAGACCUGGAGCUGCUGGACCUGGUGGAGGAGAUCCCGCAGACCUUCUACCAGUUCCUGAACUUGGAGCAGGAUGCGGCAGCAGCAGAGAUAAAGAAAGCAUACCGUCGGCUGUCUCUCUCUCUACAUCCUGACAAGAACAAAGAUGAAAAUGCUGAGACUCAGUUCAGACAGCUAGUGGCCAUUUAUGAAGUUCUCAAGGACGAGGAGAGGCGGCGCAGGUACGACGACAUCUUGGUGAACGGACUUCCUGACUGGCGGCAGCCCGUCUUCUACUACAGACGCGUGAGGAAGAUGAGCAACGCUGAGCUAGGCUUCCUGCUCUUCCUCAUCCUCACCGUGGGACACUAUGCUGUCAUCUGGUCUAUCUACCUGGAAAAGCAGCUGGAUGAGCUGCUGAGUCGGAAGAAGAAGGAUAAAAAGAAAAAGCUAAGUUCCAGACCUACUGAGGAAAUCCGGUGUAACGGUCAGGACCGCGCUGACAGGGACCUGGAGCGACCUCACUGGCAGGAUAUCCUUCCUCUCAAACUAACCAUCUGGCUUUAUCUGUCCGUCAAAAACCUGCCUCAGACCGUCCAGGAGGUGAAGCAGUACUAUGAGGACUAUCAGCAAAUGAAGCAGAAACAGGAAGCUGAAGCUGAACAAGAAACUGCUCCAAGAGAAAAACGACCAAAAGUCAAGAAGCCCAAAGUGGAGUUUCCAGUUUAUGUACCUUCAGAGAACCAGAGACAUCAGAGCUACGACCAGACCACAUCCAUUGAGGACAUCGAGGACCAGAUGGAUGACUGGCUGCAAGAUUUCAAAGCUGCCAAGAAGAAGGUAUCAGAAUGGACAGAGGACGAGCUGAGCCUCCUCAGCAGGUUGAUGGUCAAAUUCCCUGGAGGAACUCCGGGCCGAUGGGAGAAGAUUGCUCAGGAACUUGGAAGAUCUGUAUCUGCUGUGACAACGAAAGUCAAGCAGGUGAAAGACAAUGUGAACCACACCUCAGGUCUGGUCAAACUCUCAGAUUUAAAGGCUCCUCCUCUUCCUGCGAGGUCAGUUCCUGUGGACGACAGUGUGAUGACUCAGAGAGUGGGCGGGCCCAGCGAGGAGGAGCAGCAGCCGGAGGAGGAGGAAGUGGUUCCGGCCGUCCAAAGGAGGAACAGGAAGAGUUCUUCGGCAGACAGUGGGGAAGGGAAGGCCCGAGGUCGGCGACAGAAAGAUUUUGAUCCAACAGCGGUGGGCGAAGAGGAGGAGGCGGAGAUUCAGGAGAACAAGGAGAAGGUGAACCCUGCAACAUGGACUCAGAACCAACAGAAGUUGCUGGAACUGGCUUUGCAACAGUUUCCCAGAGGAACCACAGAACGUUGGGACCGGAUCGCCAAGGUGGUCCCAGGAAAGUCCAAGGAGGACUGUAUGAUCCGUUAUAAGAUGCUGGCUGAACUGGUUAAGAAGAGGAAACAGGUGAAGAGUUGAUGAACGCUGACUCCGCCUCCUCCUGCUGCUGCCAGCUGAUUGGUCUGAAGGUACAGACACACCCACCCAGGUGUGUCUGUACCUUCAGGUCACCUGACCUCAUGUGCCUUACCUCCAUUCAGCAUGUUGCCAAUCAAUAAUCAUUAUUUAUUGUUUCCUUCAGUUGUUUACAAACAGAAUAUCCUGUAAACAGUUUUUAUUAGCUUGUUUGUUUCCAAAUAAACAUCCAAUCAUCAGCGA
Molecule: messenger RNA, 2001 nt
Organism: Girardinichthys multiradiatus
Lineage: Eukaryota; Metazoa; Chordata; Actinopteri; Cyprinodontiformes; Goodeidae
Gene: dnajc1
Product: DnaJ (Hsp40) homolog, subfamily C, member 1
Exons: 12
Coding region: 217-1761 (514 amino acids)
Cellular component (GO): endomembrane system
Source: RefSeq, a predicted model, not a curated record